This is a messenger RNA of Populus trichocarpa (black cottonwood), 2151 nucleotides long. RefSeq names its product VAN3-binding protein. Gene Ontology annotation, biological process: leaf vascular tissue pattern formation; phloem or xylem histogenesis; auxin-activated signaling pathway. Bases 151 to 1566 code for a protein of 471 amino acids. The transcript has 7 exons. NCBI's taxonomy places the organism in Eukaryota, Viridiplantae, Streptophyta, Magnoliopsida, Malpighiales, Salicaceae. The record is from RefSeq and is a predicted model, not a curated record.
AAAAUAAAAAAGGGCAUUCAUAAAAACCUGUCAUCUCACUCCACCAUCCUCUAUAAAACACCCAAACCCAACCAUCCACAUUCCUUAAUAAGAACCCCCCACUCAACACACCACCAACACUAAACACACAAGCGCGCUCCUCUCUUUCCAAUGGACAAACCCAUAGCAGAGACAUGGCGACCGGAACCGGCCCAUUUCCGGCCACCGGAAACACCACGUGAGCCCAUGGAGUUUCUUUCACGUUCAUGGAGCUUGUCAGCGUUGGAGGUAUCAAAAGCCCUGGCUCCACCACAGAUGGUUUUCUCAAGCAAGACCAACCCAUGUGGUGCUGGUGGUAUGAUACAGGAGGAUAUUAUUGGAGAGUUAGAAGAGAGUGGUGCUACUGUUUCUGGAAACCCGUUUUCUUUUGCUUCCUCUGAGACUUCCCAGAUGGUCUUGGAAAGAAUCAUGUCACAGUCGGAGGUAUCUCCACGCACUUCAGGCAGACUCUCCCAUAGCAGUGGACCUCUCAAUGGUUCCUUAACGGACAGCCCUCCUGUUUCCCCUUCUGAAAUGGAUGAUGUCAAGUAUUCUCGAUCCAACAACCCUCACAACACACAAUUCCGUGCACCUGCGGUAACUCCUGGUGGCAAUGCCAUCACAGCCGCCGCCACGGGUGGUGGUGGUGGUGGUAAGACUGUUGGUAGGUGGUUGAAGGACAGGAGGGAGAAGAAAAAGGAGGAGACUCGAGCCCAUAAUGCGCAGCUUCAUGCUGCGAUAUCUGUGGCAGGGGUUGCUGCUGCCAUUGCUGCAAUUGCGGCUGCAACAGCUGCCUCUUCGGGGGCUGGGAAAGAUGAGCAAAUGGCAAAGACUGACAUGGCGGUGGCAUCAGCUGCAACAUUGGUGGCUGCACAAUGCGUGGAGGCAGCAGAGGCCAUGGGGGCAGAGCGUGAGCACCUUGCAUCUGUUGUGAACUCUGCCGUGAAUGUGCGUUCUGCUGGUGAUAUCAUGACAUUAACUGCUGCUGCUGCAACAGCGUUACGUGGUGCAGCAACAUUGAAGGCGAGAGCAUUAAAGGAAGUCUGGAAUAUUGCAGCGGUCAUUCCCGUGGACAAAGGAUUAGCUGUAGCUGGUGGAAAUGGCAGUAAUGGUAGUUCUAAUGGUAGUUUCAGUGGUGAACUGGUGCCUGAAGAAAAUUUCUUAGGCAUAUGCAGCAGGGAAUUGCUUGCCAGAGGCUGUGAGCUACUCAAGCGCACUCGCAAAGGUGACCUUCACUGGAAGAUAGUUUCUGUUUAUGUCAACCGAAUGAAUCAGGUUAUGUUGAAGAUGAAGAGCAAACAUGUAGCUGGGACCAUAACGAAAAAGAAAAAGAAUGUGGUGUUGGCGGUGAUCAAAGAUAUGCCCGCCUGGCCAGGCCGCCACUUGCUAGAGGGUGGUGAGCAUCGACGGUAUUUCGGUUUGAAGACUUUGCAACGGGGUGUUGUCGAAUUCGAGUGCAUGAACCAGAAGGAAUAUGAUCUCUGGACUCAAGGUGUCUCGAGACUUCUCUCCAUAGCAGCAGAAAAGGGCAACAGACAUAGAGUGUGACUUAUCUACUAGGGGGGUUAGGUUUGCAAUGAAGUCGAAAAACUGGGAUUUAGGAUUAUUAUUAUAAUAUAUAUAGACUUGUUAAAGCUUUUUGAGAUUUGGUUGGGUUAUAUUUUUGGUGUUCCUAAAUUGUAAAGAACGAGGAAUUUAAACAUAGCUAGCUUAUCCAUGUGGGUCUCUCUCUCUCUCUCCAGUCCAGGGGGAAUAUAGUUGGGGCCUUUGUUUUUGUAUCUGAACUGGAAAAGGCAAAGUGUUGUGAAUUAAAAGUAAGCAAGAACCAUGUGAUCCAAGCCUGCGUGUGUUUCACCGUCGAGGGAAAUAAAAGGAGAGUCUUGGACUGGGGUGGUCAAAGAGAGGAGUUCGAUAAUGGAAUGGUAAUGGAAGAUAAAGACACGGCUUGAAUCUAUGUGCUUCCUGUCAUGUGGGCUUUGUUUUUGUCUCCCUGAUUUGUUUAAUUAAUGGAGCGCUUGUAUUUUCCUUAUGGCGGAGGCCAUGAUUGUCUUGAUUAGGGCAUCUCCACUUUACCCAAUAAUUUUGUUUGGAUUAAGUUAAUCAAGAGUUUUAACGACGUUUUGAUUAUUGUAA